Paraphaeosphaeria sporulosa is the source of this 1365-nucleotide messenger RNA. Its product is annotated as FAD/NAD(P)-binding domain-containing protein. The record is from RefSeq and is a predicted model, not a curated record. The annotation marks the transcript as partial. Lineage: Eukaryota; Fungi; Ascomycota; Dothideomycetes; Pleosporales; Didymosphaeriaceae. The transcript is spliced from 4 exons. Gene Ontology annotation, biological process: secondary metabolite biosynthetic process. Gene Ontology annotation, molecular function: monooxygenase activity; FAD binding.
UAUCCUUCUCGAAGCUUGAACUUCUUGAAACGACUCCAAGGCGCGCCGCAGCGAUUCGACAAGGUACCAAAUCUCGCCCGAACUGUAAAACUCAGGAUCAUCGUCGCGGGUGCGGGUCUUGGUGGUCUCGCAGCUGCUAUCGCGCUCCGUCGACGUGGCCACGAAGUCACCGUUUUCGAAAAGGCCCCAGAACUGGGAGAAGUCGGCGCCGGAAUCCAAGUGCCACCAAAUUCCCGUCGUCUCCUUAUGCGGUGGGGCCUGGGUCCUUACCUCAAAGGAAAAGCUGUAGAGCCGGACGCAAUUCGCCAUCGACGUUGGCAGAAUGGCGAGAUCCUCUCUCUCACCAAGUUGGUCCCGGAGUUCGAAGAGAAGUUCGGAGCUCCAUAUUACGUUAUCCACAGGGCGAAUCUCCAGCGUGCAAUGUAUCAACUUGCUCUUAGUUUGGGCGUUCGCGUGAGAGUCAAUGCCGGUGUUCGAUCGUACAAUGACGAAGCUUCGAGCAUUGUGUUGGAGAACGGAGAGACGCACUACGCCGAUCUGAUAGUCGCUGCAGACGGUGUCAAAUCUGGGGCGAGAAAGGUCGUCCUAGGAGGUCAAGAUCAGCCUCCACAGCAAUGUGGGUACGCUGCAUACAGAGCGAUGGUCGACACGGAUUUGAUCAGAGCCGAUCCCGAAAUAUCGUGGUUACUCGAUGUUCCAGGGCAAAACUUAUGGAUCGGGAAAGGACGGCAUGUCAUGGCCUACUCGAUCGCUGGGGGUAAGUCUUUUAAUAUGGUACUCUCGCACCCUGAACACUCGGACCCUUCCACGUGGAAUCAACAUACUGUGCUCGAAGACAUGAAGAGGCACUUCGAGGGCUGGGACCCAUGUCUUGUUAAAAUCAUUUCGCUCAUCCGGACAACGCUUAAAUGGCCCUUACUUUCUGGAAAACCGCUUCGCAGGUGGCUAUCACCAUCUGGCAGCUUGGUGAUUAUUGGCGAUGCUGCGCAUAGUAUGGUGCCGUACAUGAGCGAAGGAGCAGCAAUGGCCGUGGAGGAUGGAGCCGCCCUUGCUGAGGUAUUAUCUCUUAUUGGUUCGCGCUCAGAACUCCGCUCUGCACUCGAGGUAUUCGAACGUCACAGGAUAUUACGAACAGGCCAAAUGCAGGAAGCUAGUCUCGUUAACGGGAAGCUGUGGCACUUUGCAGACGGGCCUGAACAAGAAGCGCGGGAUACAGCUAUGAGGUCCGCAAUGUCUGGAGACAUCGACGAGAACCCAAACCAGUUCUGUGACCCUGUGACUGCCCAGUGGACAUAUGGAUUUGAUGCGGAAGUUGAGAUCAGAGAAGCGUGGAGCAAAAAUCGAGCGGAUGUAUCAAAAUUAUAG